CAUCAGGACGGACAGGAAGUUGGGGCGUCGUGUUUUGGAAGUUUUUUUUUUUUUUUUCUGCAGCUGUAUUUUAAAGAUGGAGAAGUUUACCUGUUAAACUUAACGAAAAGAUUUUUCAGACUCUCGACGAGCUGGGAUUUACACACGACAGCAGUCCAGGUGAGCGUAAAAUGCCAGCAGUUGACAUUGCGAUCCCUGUUCAGAGUGAAUUCUAAUCUGUGUUCCAGUGUGACUGAUUUUAACGACAUAUUCCUGAAGGCAAUACUAUGAACGCGUUUGAUAUGGAUUAUUUUUUGUAUUGUUUCUCAACAAUCUGCGUGCAUACCUCUGUUUAUGAAAAAUAAAGACGUGGAGGCUGAAGCGGUGACAGGCAGUGGCAAGACCUUAGUGUUUGUUAUUCCCAUAUUGGAAAUCCUGCUAAGGCGAGAGGAGAAGUUGAAGAAAAUGCAGGUUGGUGCUCUAGUCGUUACACCAACACGAGAGCUUGCCAUUCAGAUCAAUGAAGUGAUGGAACAUUUUACUAGGCAUUUCCCACAGUUCAGGCUCAGCUCGCCGCUACCACCUUUGCGCUGACUCAAGACGGGCGAAGACGAACACACGCUGUCCUCCGAAGCGUGUGCCGUCAGCAGACCGCUUGUUUACACACUGCGGAUUCA
This is a messenger RNA of Polyodon spathula (Mississippi paddlefish), 656 nucleotides long. RefSeq names its product ATP-dependent RNA helicase DDX55-like. The record is from RefSeq and is a predicted model, not a curated record. Gene Ontology annotation, cellular component: nucleolus. Gene Ontology annotation, molecular function: nucleic acid binding; ATP binding. NCBI's taxonomy places the organism in Eukaryota, Metazoa, Chordata, Actinopteri, Acipenseriformes, Polyodontidae. The transcript has 4 exons. The coding region runs from base 334 to 573 and encodes 79 amino acids.